UGUUCUGCUGGGUAUGCGGGAGAGUAGGUGUCAGGAGCGUCGAGUGCUGCCAGCAGGCGGGAAAUGCCCAGCGACCUCAGCCGCAGAGAGGAGAGCAGGGGUCGCAAGAUGCUACCUCUCCAAACUAACGGGCAAGCUAAUCGAGGAGGAGCAGCAGUUGUCCGCAGCAGUGACGAUUGGGGGAGGCACGUACAAGGCCACGAUCAACAUCGGUGCAUCAGCGAGCUUUAUAAGCAAGGAACUGGCGGGCAACCUGGCUGCUCUCGGGAGGAUUACGAGGACACGGCGGCAAGUUAGGUUGGCUGACGGAAGGUGCGGCAAAAUCGAUGAACAGCUGGAGGUGGAGAUCGCAAUCGGGAACAAGCGACUAACCAUGGACCUGUUGAUACUACCUGAGGUAGUGUAUUCAUUGGUGUUAGGAUGGAACUUUCUAACUCAAGUGGGAACCAAGAUAAGGUGCGCUGGACACGAGGUGAGAAUACCGGCCACGAACCGACACAAUGGGUGGCUCGAGGAGAGGCUAUCGGUAGCAGUCGUACAACAGGAAACAGAGUAUGACGACACAGCGAAGUUCCUGUGUCGCACAAAGACUUAAUGUCGCCCUGGACGGCAGAUUAGAGGACAUGAGGAGGACAUUGUCGGAGUAUUACUCCGAGACAGAGAACGACCCACAACUUGCCGACAUCUGGGUUGAGUUGGGAGCCAUGUAUUACGACAGAACCGGCCCGAGUAUCACGCUAACUAACGCUGAAGGGGAUAACCUAGUAGCAAGCUUAAGCGUCGACAACUUGCAAAGGGAGGAUCACAGGAGAGAGUCAAGCCAGGACAGGAAGACAACGGUGCUGACCUCUAGACACAGCCAGGCGGAUUAUGCAAGGGUCGCUAAACAAGUCCCCGUGUGGUCAUUCAGGUUCGACGGGGCGGAGAAACCGUUCGAGUUCCUGGAACAAGUUGAAUGGUCCGCCAACACCUACGGCUUAGACCUUGACAUGAUCCCCCGAGCAAUGCCGGAGUUGCUGAAAGGAAGCGCGUUAAAGGCGAUAAGCCGCCAACAAUAAGCAAUGGAAACCCUGGGCGGAGUUCUACAUGUUCGACAUGCAGACGAUGUCGAGGCCACUAAACUAUUCUGCGAGAGACACCUUAAAGAUCAUAAAGGAAAACUGCACCCCAAGCCGAAGGAUCAUCCUAAGGGCGUACAACGUGCCCGACCGGGACACGUUGAUGCUAUUAGCCGAUGAAUACGAAGAACUGGAAAAGGAGCGGGAAGCGUUCGCCCAAGAAAAGAAGUUCUCAAAGCCAAAGUCGUCACGACCAACGCAGGUCACGUGCAGAAGAUGCGAGGAGACAGAUAGCCAGGAGACACGGAGAAAUGACCAAUUUUCACCGCCGCAACGAGUCCCACGACAGCAGGCAACAGGAGCACAGGAGCAUACAAGGCCACGAUCGACACCGGGGCAACAGCGAGCUUUAUAAGCAAGGAACUGGCGGACAACCUGGCUGCCCUCGGGAGGAGUACGAAGGCACGGCGGCAAGUUAGGUUGGCAGACGGAAGGUGCUACUGGCAAAUCCCGCUGAAAGAAAGCAGUAGGCAGUACACUGCAUUUACAGUGAUGGGAAAGGGCUUAUUCUAGUGGAGAGUAAUGCCGUUCGGACUCCAUUCGGCAUAUGCGACCUUCCAGCGGGUGUUGGACCGGGUAAUUGGUCCCGAGAUGUCGCCGCACGCAUUUGCGUACCAGGACGAUAUCAUAGUGAUCGGACGCACACUAGAAGAGCACAAGGCAAACUUGAAAGAGGUAUUCCGGUGACUGAAAGACGCUAAUCUGAGAUUAAGCCCGGAAAAAUGCCAGUUUUUCAAGAAGGAGCUGCUGUAUUUGGGUCAUAGAGUGACUAGCGACGGGAUAGGCACGGAUCCGGAAAAAUUAGCAGCCAUUGCCGAAUUAGAGCCGCCGUCAACAGUUAGGGAGCUCUUACAGUACCUGGGAGUAGCAUCAUGGUAUCGGCGAUUUGUAACUGACUUCGCAAAAAUACUCAAACCGCUCAACGAUCUGCUGCGCAAGGGCAACAAGUGGGUGUGGACACAGGAACAUCAGUCGGCAUUCGAAGACGUAAAGGCAAGGCUGGUGGCAGACCCCGUACUGGCGUGCCCGGAUUUUGAAAAACCAUUUGUCCUGCAAACUGACGCAAGUGAUUACGGUAUUAGGGCAGCUUUGACCCAGGAUACUGAGCUUGGCGAAAAGGUGAUCUCUUACUCAAGCCGAAAGCGCAACGGUGCGGAGAAAAAGGUCCAAGGAUAGCUCCAAGGAUAUCCGAAGGACACGAAGAAAAGGGUCCAAGGAUAGCUCCAAGGAUACCCAAAGGAUACGAGGAAAAGGGUCCAGGGAUAGCUCCAAGGAUACCCAAAGGACACGAGAAAAGGGUCCAAGGAUAUCUCCAAGGAUACCCGAAAAACACGAGGAAAAGGGUCCAAGGAUAGCUCCAAGGAUACCCAAAGGACACGAGGGAAAAGGUCCGAGGAUAGUGGAAAAUGUCCAGCGAUAGUCCGCCGAAGGAAGGGGGAAGACGGCACAGAUCAGAGAGCUGUACCAUAAAAAUGUAAAAGGAGGGAGGCUGGGAGAAAUAGUGGUACCGAUGGCGAUGGCUGCCCGCCAACCGGCCGAGAGGUCUUGCCCGGGGCAAGGAUGGUCAACCACACGGCCUACCCGAACCUCGCGGCUGAUCUCGAGGCUAGGAAAGCCCGAUCCGGUGAUCAGCUCCAUCAGCGACGUCGAGCUGGUCGAAGAUCCGCGGCUGGAGCAGAGGAGGUGGUGGCUUCAGAAGACCACCAGCGACACCGACAGCCGCAUCCCGACCGGCGCAAUCAAUGUCGAGUGGGCCAGCGAGGAGCCACCUUCGGGGCGACGGACUCCCCGCAGCCACGAGGAGCAGGUACCAAAAGCCAAAAGUUUCGGCUAAACCUUGUGGCGCGGAGGAAGAUGGAGGAAACGCGGCUGCGAGAGAUGGAGGAGGACCCUGAAUGGCAGGCCCGUUUGCGACGAGCCGAGGAGGAGGAGCAGCAGCUGUGGGAGGAGCCGUCAUGCCCACCCACCCCGAGGUAUGUCGCCGAACCGUGGGUGUCGCCCCAGGAGGAGGCCGACGUUCGGGCUGACGGGCUGGCUGCCGGAGGUCGCCGAUGCGACCACCCUUAUCGGAAGGCAAGGCGCUUCCUCCCCGGUCGCCACCACCGCCGCAACCUGAUACGCCACCAUAACCGACGAGGCGCGGCGGGGAAUCUCCCCGGUGGAGACCCGCGCGGCCGACCAAGCCGAGGUUCGAACGGCCGCCGGCGGUAGAGUCGCACCCGCGGUCGGACCCGCCACAGUACCAACCCGGAGACCCGGUGGGACACCACGUCUGAACGGACAUCCCGGCGGCGCACGUGACCCAUAGCGUGCGGACGUUCGUGGCCGAAGGCGUAAGGUGGCGGCAACGGACGGUCGUCUGGACAUGGCCGGAGGGCCCCGCGGAGGAGAAGGCGACGUUGGAUGAGCCCCGGAUCUGGGAGGAGACGGGACCUCGGGUGAGCCCGCUGGAUCCUAGGACUCGUGGCCGGCCGGCCCUGUGGACCCCGCCGACACCGAGUACGCGGCCAUCGACGCCAGGUACUGGGCCAACGAAACCGGCAGGGACGCGAAACGCGGCGGAAGCGGCGGAGCCUCAGGAGCAGUGGCCGUGAAAAUGGCCGGAACCGACGGGAGGUGGAAGGCCAAGUUUGAAGCUUUAAAUUCGGCGCCCGUGGAAUCCGAAUCGGCGGCGCGUCCUAAGUUGGCGCGGACGAUGUCGGCGCCGGAAGUCCAGCGAUGGCUUGGAGUCCCGGAGCAGGAGUGGCCCGCAGGAAUCGCGGAGGAACCGGCGGUACGCGAGGCUCGCAAUCUGGGCGGCAGGCGCAGCGUGCGGAUCAGGAGUGGUGGAUGCACGUAUCCCGUGAGGCUGGGGCUCGCGGGCAUAAGAGUUUUUGUGGAGCAGACCGAGAUGAGUCCGUGAAAUAAAAAGUUGAAAAUUUAACACUCAGAAGCUAAGGACCGGAAAGGGCGGGAACGCGGCUGAAAGCAUAAAGAAGAAGGGGGCAUACAUGGCAGCAACCUGAAACGAAGGGGAAGGGUUUGGAGAGCGAGAGAGUUUGGAGAGCAAGAGGGUUCGGAGACCAAGAGAGUUUGGAGACCAACAAUGGAUGCCACGUCCCGGCAGCGGUGCGGCACACAAACAUGCCACAUGCGUCUCCGGGAUCAGCGGGACGGCAGCGUCAGGCUGGACGGCGGCGGGAAGCAGUGCGUCAAGGACAAGAGGGUCAAUCAGGAACCAUGGAAUUUGGACCCGGUGUGGAGAGUUUUGGCGGGCCGUGUGCAAAAGGGAAAUAACGGUUUCCAGAGGCCCUAUAUAAACCCGCAGGGAUGAUUUAGUCGAGAUCAGUCAGUCAAGAGCGAACAGUCAGUCGAGUGCAUCAGUCGAGUACGACCAUUAAGAGUUAAGACAAGCAGUCGAACGAACACCAACCAAGCAAACUACGAGGGAGCCACACCAGGGCGAGUCAUCGGAAGCAGCGCUGUGGGAGCCUACAAGGAGCAAGAUUGUCACGUCGAGACGUUCGGGAUUGGGAUUACUAGGAAUCUCCGAACUGAGACACAGGUGGCUGAGGUCUAAGGAGGCACCACACGGCUAAGUUCUGUUCUUUCCUGCCAACGAAGUCCUGGCGUUACGCCUGGAGGGUCUACUAGACUUAGAACAGUGAAAGCCGGCGAUUUGAAAUCGUGAGCUCGGGGGUAAGCCUGUCGAGCCCCAGUGUACCUCUCCCAAACACUACGCGAACGUAUCCAGGCGUGACCCAGUGCGCCAAGUGGAGUUGAGCAGGUCCUGGCGCGAUCAGCCAGAAGGGAGAGAAGUCCCGGAGCGGCGCGAAAGAACCCCGAGAGUAGCGAGCCAGAAGGGAGAGAAGUCCCGGAGCGGCGAAACAGAACCCCGACAGUAGCGAGCCAGAAGGGAAAGAAGUCCCGGAGCGGCGCA
Molecule: messenger RNA, 5037 nt
Organism: Drosophila biarmipes
Lineage: Eukaryota; Metazoa; Arthropoda; Insecta; Diptera; Drosophilidae
Exons: 2
Coding region: 2679-3329 (216 amino acids)
Source: RefSeq, a predicted model, not a curated record